Messenger RNA from Argiope bruennichi, 4209 nucleotides. RefSeq lists its product as uncharacterized. The record is from RefSeq and is a predicted model, not a curated record. Bases 243 to 782 code for a protein of 179 amino acids. The transcript has 2 exons. NCBI's taxonomy places the organism in Eukaryota, Metazoa, Arthropoda, Arachnida, Araneae, Araneidae.
GUGUAAACCAAUCAAAAGCACAUGUUUCAUACACAUUCAUUUCUCAUUGGAGUAAGGUAGAAACAAGUCCUGGCUUUAAACUCUAUGAAGUAAAUGUAAACAUUAAAAAAAUGUAAGUAGAUCAUUGUGUUGUAGACGUGUCUUCAGUUUUGAAAUAAUUGUUGAAAUGAAUUUUGUUGGUUGGUUGGAUGCUAGAGAAAUAUUUUUGUCUUUAAAACAAUGCUUUUGAUUUAAUUAAUCAAAUGUAUAAAGCUUUUUGUAUCAUGAUCUGUUCCAUUUCAGGAACAGUAGCACAUUUAAAUAAUUCGGCAGUGCAUGUAAAUACUGCUGAAAACAAUGUGACAGCACGGAUUCAAAAUGUAACAUUAUCGGAACACAAUAUAGUAACUAAAAUUUCUACUGCAACUCAAGGAUUAUCUAUAGUAGAACGCCAAACAGAAAAAACACCAGCACCACAUUUUUUGUUAAAAAUUCAUCGGACGAUAACCAGAUCUAAAGAUGCUGUAUGGGCUACUAUCACGUUGACUUUCAUAUGUGUUUUGUUACUUGUUGCUGUUGCUCAAUCACGAAUGUGGAAGGAUUAUCGAGGUCCAGAAACACAAGGUGUGCCUUUACCAAAUUUCAAUGAACGAGUCCUUUUUAGAGAUGUGAUGGAGCACAGAUUUAAAUCAUUGAGACAGAUUUUUCAAAAAAAGAAAAAACCAAAAAUAGAUGCUGAAAUGGUGGCACUUUUGCCACCAGGUGAAUGGGAUGAUGAAUUAUCUGACAUUCCAGUUCCUUGAAACUCAUAUGUACUUUAUGAGAUAAUGAUUUAUUGCCCGAUAUUCGGUUUAAACUGAGCUUAUUUUUAUACAGUUAGAUUUUUUAGACUAAAUUUGUAUGAGAAUGUUAGAAAUAUAAAUUUGUUAAGAUAUAUACCAAUUUUCUGAUUUGGUUAUUGUUAAUUUAAAAGCUAUAUUUGCUGUUUAUCAUAUGCUUUCUUCUAUAAUGCAUAAAAAUAUUGUAUUAAACAGGGUUUCUUACUUUUUUUUCACAUUAAUGAGUAAUAAUAAAAUAAAUAUUAGUUCAAAACCAGAAGAAUUAAAAUCAGCUAUUCAGCAAUUUCACUAAACUCCUUUAAAUCAAUUUUUUUAUGUUUUAAUUUACAAACAUCAAAGAUAAUGAAACGGGAUGAUCCUAUCAGUUUGUAUGAUACCAGCAAUUCAAAUGAUAUGAAUAGAACUAGGUGCAUGACUAAUGAAUUAAUCAGCAAAUAAAUAUUCCUAACAUAUUUAAUUACGGCAUGUAAAGCUGAAUUUAAAAUCAAAUAUAAUGAUUUAAAAAUUAAAAAAAAAAGAAGAAUAUGAGACAGAAUAAAUUAAGAGAGAUGCUAGUUAGCUAUGAUGUUGAAGCAACGUUACCUUAUUUAUAUAUUUAGAUGUAAAUUUGAAUUAGAAAGUUAAAGAAUUUUGUAUGCUACAAUAUUGUCAACAUUUAUAUAUUUUAAAAUGUUCCCAUUACUAAGAAGCCCUGUUGUAAAAUCAUAUGAACAAUUUAUGAUUUAAGUAUUUUUGUGACAUUUUUAUUGUGAUGAAACUUUAUAUGAAUAAAAGGUCAACAGUUUUUAAACAAAUACAUCACUUGGAACUUGAUGUAAAGGCCAAAUAUAAUUUUCUAAGAUUGAUAAAUAUAUUUUAUAAUUUAUAUAAAAUAUAUUAAUAAUAAUUACUUCUUUAAUUUAUAAAAUUCUGUUAAUGGUUAUUAAUUUCAGUUAAUAUGCAUCAUGGACACUUUUAUUUUUAAUAUUUGUAACCAUCUGAUGGAAGAUUGAGAAGAAACAAAAUCUUGCUAUUAAUUUUUUAAAAAAAAGAUUCCUAAAAAAGAUUUUAAUUUGCUUGUCCAAAAAUAUUGUUAAAUUAUUAAGCAUGAUAGUAUUAUAUAAAUUUAUUAUUAGCAGAGUAUUAUAAAUUUUAUCCAAGUAAAAAUAAAUGACUGCAGCUCUUAAAAUACUUAUUAAAGAAGAAAAAUUCAUCCUGUUAAUAAAUUAAUGUUUGCAAGCUUUUCUUAAAUAAAUGUUUCCCAAUGAAAUUAAAUUGUUUAAUGUUAAAAAAUUACAAUAUGAAAAUGGUAUUUAAAGGAGCUACUUAAUAUAAGAUACAGAAGUUUUUCUAUAAUUUGGCAACACUAGUAAUUCUACAUUUUUAAAAGAGACAAAAGAGUGCUAAAAGAAAAACGUGGUCGUGAGUGCUGAUCUAAAUAAUUAUCCAUCAUCCCAUUAUGGGUAAAAUAAAUAAAAAUUACUGCUCAUGUUUUGAAUUAUAUUUAUUGCAUAAUUAUCUAUAGUUUAUCCAAUAAUUAUAGGUUUUGUAAUUAAUAUGCAUUUUUUUUAAUGAAUCUUUAUGAAUCCAACAAUCUCUGGUCUAGUAUCUGCCAAAUUAUUAAGAGUUGUAUAAAUAUUAUAUUUCACAUUACACUUAUUCUAUAGUGUUUGAUAAGGAAAGAGAAAAUAUAUUUAAUAAACUUUUAUAAUAUUUUUAUAAAUGUAUAAAACAGAUUUGAAUUAAUUUUAUAAAGUUUCACCCCCCCCCUUAUACUAUUAAUUUAAUGUGUGUCAAAAUUAUAAAUCCCUUAUUUCUUAUAAUAUUCUACAUUGAAAUUUUUAUUUUUGGCAUCAAGUAGGUAUAAUUCAAUGUUGUUGUAUUAAAACAUCUUUUUUUAAAAAUAUUUUAUAUAAUUAGACAUAAUUAUAUAAAAAAUUAGUAUUUUCAUUUGUAGAAAUAAUAAUUUCCAUUACUUAUGUUGUUUAAGAUUUUUGUUGAAUGCAAAUUUGUUUGUUUUAUUUAUUUCAUAUUAUCUUUAAAUACUUUUUGCGAAUAGAUUUUAAACAUUAUUUAUUUAUAGAAAGCAGAAAAAUUGCAUCAAAUACUUUCGGCCUGUAUAUUUAAUUUCUUAAUAACGUUUGUAUUAUAAAAUAUUACAUAUUUUUUCAGUUAGUAAAGUUAACUAAUGGAAAUACAUUUUUUUAAAGUUAUAUCUUAUUGUGAAUGAUAAACGAGGGGGAAAAAAGAUAUUCGAGUGAUGGACAACGUCUUUGAUGAAACUGCAGACUGAAUAGACAACUGUAAUAGUGAAUCUCUCAUUAUUAAAAUUCCAUAUUUAAAUCAAUCAUUUCAGUGUCAAUAAUUUUAUACAUGAGUAUUUUAAUAUGGUAAUUAAAAGAAAAAGGAUCUGUAUAUUAAUGGAUAGGGAGAUGCUUGAAGAUCAAUCAAAAGAGAUUAAUGAUGCUAAAAUGAUCUAUAAGACUAAGCAAAUUUUAAACAUACCAAACAGUAAGAAAGAGCUUCAAGUAUAGAUCCAGUGCUUUUUGUAACAAAAUUCAAUUUAGCAGCUAGAAAACAUUGAUUUUCAAGGAAGGAACUUACUCAGUGGUUGUUUUCAAUCUUGGUAACUGCCUAGAACCAUUGAGUUGAAGUGGGCAUGUUUUUCAAAAAUGUCAUUAGCGUAGACAUGACACAGGCUUGGGUGGGGGGAGCUGAACUUCAUAAAAUAAUGAAUUGAGCCAAAUAUAACCAACAAACAAGUUUAAAAAUAAAAUGAAUAAAUUUAUACAAAAAGUGCUUGAAAUAUUAAGAAUAUUGUAGAAUUGUAUAAAAAAUGUAUUGAUCUCAAGAAUGAUAAAAUUCAAUUUUAAAAAAACCUGAAAUUUACAUUUUUGUAAAAAUAGAUUAAAUCUGCAUGAUUAUUAAAUAAAAAAUAAUAUCAUUCCUUAGUGUUAAAUUUGUUGAAAUGUGAAAUUAAAUUUACCAUUAAUUAAAAGAAAAUAAUAUGCACUACUUAAGCUGCAAAAUCCCUAAAUCUGCUACUCUAUUUAUACAAAUUUUAACAAUAAAAGAAAGUUGUAUUUUUAAAAUCAUUCUAGUGCUGUUUGCUUUUCUUGAGAUAAGCCUAGAAAAUUAAAGAUUAUCUAACUCCCUCUCCUUCCCCUUGAAAUGUAGAAUAUAAAACAUGCUAAUACAUAGUACAAGACAUUUAUGUAAAAAAGUGUUUUUUCUUUUUUGAUUAUCCAAUAUCAGGAGUCUUCAUAUAUGUCAAGUAAUUGAGAUUCUUUAAAUGUAGUAGACAAAAUGUGUUACAAUUUUCUGUUGAAUAAUGCCAAUAAAAUGAAAUGACAAUGAAAAUUUAAAUUUUAUUAGAGCUUUCCAAUUCUACUUUUAUUGUAUCUAUCCAUCA